AUGUCUGCACAACCUGGGCAACCACUUCAGACCUAUGGCUUUCAGACCUCUGUCGAUAUUGCCCGCCAGCAGACGUACGAUACAGCCCCAUUGGCUGGAAGCAAGCGACCCCCGGACCCAUCUGCAGGCGAUGAUCACAGGCCGGUGGGCGUAAGACAUCCCACGAAUGCUCCUGGUACGGUUGCUCGACCGGUAGAUUUUAUCCGCCCUUCGUUGACCCUUCCUAAGGCGCGCCUGGUCGCCAGUGACAUCUACCCUGUGGCUGCUACGCUGCCUGAGCAUAGUGGUCAACAGCCAAAUGUUUUCCCUACCGACCAGGAACUGGCAGAAAACCCCCUUUUGUCCUUGAAACACCCAAUCUAUGGCCUGCCUCCUGCGCUGGUGUCUAAUUUUGCCGAGGCUGGGCUCAAGAGCAUCUACCAGUGGCAGGCGUCAUGCCUGCUAGCUCCAGGUCUCCUCAAGGGCGACCGACACUUGGUCUACACAGCUCCUACGGGCGGAGGGAAGUCUCUUGUCGCCGAUGUCCUUAUGCUCAAGCGUGUCAUUGAGAACCCCGGGCGCAAGGCCAUUCUCGUACUUCCGUAUGUUGCGUUAGUGCAGGAGAAGCUCAAGUGGCUUAGACGCAUCGUACAGGAUGUCGAAAAAAAUAUACACGACGCUGAGGAUCAAGCAGCCAACGCGAAACCGUACCACCACCGUUGGAUCAAACUGCAGCGAUCGAUUCGUGUCACCGGAUAUUUUGGUGGAAGCAGGACUGCUGCAUCUUGGGCAGACACGGACAUAGCGGUCUGCACAAUUGAGAAGGCCAACUCUUUGAUCAACUCCGCCAUUGAAGAAUGCAGCAUUGGGGACUUGGGGGUAGUCGUUCUGGAUGAGUUGCAUAUGCUCGAUGAUGAACAUCGAGGGUAUUUGUUGGAACUAAUGGUCACCAAACUGCUCCUCCUGCGACAGGAUAUUCAAAUCAUUGGAAUGAGCGCUACGCUUUCGAAUACAGAAAUGCUUGCUGAGUGGAUGAAUGGGGUCUAUUUUGUCUCGACCUACCGUCCAGUUCCAAUUGACGAUUACCUUGUUUAUGAAAACGCAAUUUAUCCCGCGGCAACCUCGAGGCAGCUCUUCCAGACUAUCUCUAAGCUGAAGUCGAUAACAAACACGUCUUUGAUGGAGAAAAUGCCUCCCCAUCGGAUUAUUCGUCCUUCGACCUUCCGGGAAUUUGCAAGCCCCACAACGAAUGCGACAGUAGCUCUAGCUAUUGACACAGCUGCCGCUGGAUAUGGCGCCUUGGUAUUUUGUGGCAGCCGGCAGAUGUGCCAGCUUCAAGCAGCCGUGAUAAGCGAAGCAAUGCCGGUUCCUCCAGAGAAUACGGGUGAGCUGAACGAACGACUGGAUCUACUCGCCGAUCUACGAAGCCUGCCCAGUGGCCUGGACCCGGUCCUGGAAAACACGCUCGUGAGAGGCGUGGGGUUCCAUCAUGCAGGGAUGACGACAGAAGAACGGGAGUUGAUCGCGCAGGCUUACGACCAAGGGGUAUUGAAGAUACUCAUAGCCACAUGCAGUCUGGCAGCUGGAGUCAACCUUCCCGCACGAAGAGUUAUCAUAAACGGAGCACGCAUGGGCCGGGAACUCGUAGGCCCAGCAAUGUUGCGACAGAUGUGUGGGCGAGCUGGUCGCAAAGGGAAAGAUGAGGUGGGUGAAACAUAUCUGAUAUGCGGGAACAGCGACCUACAAUCUGUCUGCGACCUCCUAGAGGCCGAUAUGCCCGCCAUUGAAAGUUGUCUGGCCCCUGAGAAGAGGGGCCUCAAGAGAGCCCUCUUGGAGGCUAUUGCGACCGGGCUCGUCUCCGGUUAUGACGCAAUCAAGGAAUAUGUCCGGUGUACUCUUCUUUACCUGACAGUGGAUAAAAGGGUAGCCUACAGCAUCAUGGGCUCCGCACUCCAAGAAUUGAUCACUGAGGGACUUCUUCACCUCAAUGACGACGAGUCAUACUCGCCGACGCAACUUGGACAAGCUGUGGUGGCUUCCGCAUUUGCGCCCGAAGAUGGUCUCUUCGUCCACGAAGAGUUAAAACGAGCGUUGCAAGCUUUCGUCAUGGAUGGCGACAUGCACAUAUUCUACAUGUUCACUCCUCUUCAAGCUGCCACCAGCACUCCAAUCGACUGGCUUAUCUUUCGUGAUCAAUUGGAUAAUCUCGACGAGAGUGGGUUGCGUGCCUUGCAGUUUGUUGGUAUCCAGCCAGGCUUCGUAAAUUCGAUGGCACAAAGUGGCGCGUCCCUCAAAGAGAACAAUACAGAACAGGUGAAACAGGCUAGGAUCUACCACAGAGCCUAUACAGCGUUUCAGCUUCGGGAUUUGAGUAAUGAAGUACCGUUGUCGACGGUUGCCAGUCGCUAUCGAAUCCCGCGAGGAGCAGUCCAGACUCUGGCACAACAAUGCCAUGGCUUUGCUGCUGGCAUUGUGAAAUUUUGCCAGCGAAUGGGUUGGGGCAUGCUUGCAGCUGUCCUAGAUCACAUGCGAGAUCGACUGGAGGCCGGGGCUCGCGCUGAUCUACUGGAAAUGGCCCAGGUGACGUACGUGAAAGGAUGGACAGCCAGGUUACUCCGGGAAAAUGGAUUUCGCAAUCUGAGGGCACUGGCGGAGGCCGAUGCGAAGGAUCUUGUGCCUGUUCUCAAGAUGGUGAACCCACGCAAAGCCCAGAAGAGCCAACUGCAUCCCACAGAAGCCGAGAGGUUCGCCAAAAAGCUGCUUGCUAAAGCAGAGGUCAUUGUUGGAUCGGCAAACAAAAUCUGGGGUACGUACGGCCGAGCUUUUUUUGGUGUCCAAGUCUGGCAUUACUGACUGAGGUAUACAAACUCGCAACAGAACGCGAAAUGCAGAUCGAAUUGGAUGAGUGAGCAGUUUUGGAAUGUAUUACAAGCUGUCCUUGGGCAUUUUGGCAUUAGCUGCUCAACAUCUUGGACUACGGGACCUC
Aspergillus sclerotioniger CBS 115572 is the source of this 2965-nucleotide messenger RNA. RefSeq names its product DEAD/DEAH box helicase. The transcript has 8 exons. NCBI's taxonomy places the organism in Eukaryota, Fungi, Ascomycota, Eurotiomycetes, Eurotiales, Aspergillaceae. Gene Ontology annotation, molecular function: nucleic acid binding; ATP binding. Bases 1 to 2832 code for a protein of 943 amino acids. The record is from RefSeq and is a predicted model, not a curated record.